AUGGUGGAGCUCUCACUCAACUCCCCCACAUUGGACGGCCAGACUGGCGCGAGCAAGUCACCGACCCGCCCCGCGGCCAUCGACACUGAGCAGUUCAACAUACUCUUGCAGAUCCUCAGAGCGCUCGAGAAGGUCAUCGGCCUGUUCACACCCGAGCCCUCCGUUGUCCAAUCAUACGCCACUCAGAUCACAGCCAUUCGCCAUUCAAUCGACAGACUCAAGGCCACAGAGAAGGAGUCCGUCACAGGCUGCUUCGAAUGGAUUGACGGCCUGCUCAUCAAGGCCCUGGAGCAAGGCGCAUGGAUCGUUAUUGACAAUGCCAACUUUUGUAACCCGACAGUGCUCGAUCGUCUCAACCCCUUGCUCGAGCAGGGCGGUGUUCUGAUGUUGAAUGAGCGCGGUAUGGUCGAUGGAGAGAUAAAGGUCAUCAAACCCCAUCCCAACUUUAGGAUAUUCCUGACAAUGGACGAGCGCAAGGGAGAGAUCUCGCGUGCCAUGAGGAACAGAGGCAUUGAGAUCUACCUGUUCGAGGCCGAGAUGACAUCGUCCGUCAACCUGGACAAUGCUCGUCUGCUUGGCACCCUGGGCAUCCCCUCACAGCCACUGGCCCAACAGAUGUUGGCGUUCCACGCAGCCGUCGUCACGCAAUAUGGCUCGACCGUCGAGAACCCAAUGACCAUCUCACACACCCUUUACUGGGGCCGCAUGGUCAUCGACCUGUUGCAGCGUGGCAUGGCCCUUCUGGACGCGCUCACAGUGUCCAUGCAGCAGAUCUACAUUCGUCCAAGACGACUUGUGACACAACGCGAUGUCAUCACAAAGAUCUUCACUGCACACUUCUCCUACGCCACGCUCAACUCUCUGAUCUUUGGCAACAACAAGUCAUUCCAUGCACUUGGAUUCUUCCCAAGUGGUUUGACUGAUCAGACCAUGGCCUUGGAGGCGUACAACCUGGACCAUCUUCACAUCCAAGCUCUGGCGAGGGUGUCCAAGGAGGCUGGCAUGAAGCAGGCCAUCAAAGACACUCUUGAGCAGCCUGCCAAGCAGCUAUUGGCACUGCCCGCCGUCAUCCUGUCAUCAGUGUUCUUCCAACCACACAACACAAACGUUGGAUCAAUGGUCGACCUCGUCAACAAGAACAUGGACACCAACCUCAACAACAAUGAGGAUGUGGCCAAGCUUGGACAAUACAUCCAGCAUGCAGCGUUAUACUUUAUCGAGACAACUUCACAGUUUGUCAAAGCAGACCGCAUGCUUUGGUUGGAUCAACAACAGGGAUCAUACUUGGGCAAGGCCCAAACAGACAUGUACACUCAGGUCCUCAAGAAGUUGUUCGCAUCGCCAUUGUACAAGCGCUUUGACAUCGAUGUCACCCAGCUUCUGGACAACAUUGGCAUGUCCAAGCACGUCAAGGAUUAUCAGGGUCAUCAAUGGAAGCACAACGAAUCACUAUUCAAUCUUGUCAAGGAGAAGGCGUCCAACGACCCCGCCAACACCUCUCUGUGGGCCUCACUCGUCGACACAAUGGACCUUCUCAAGACAUUGCUCGUGCACAUCCUGCAGACGUAUCUCCAGGAGAGGAUAUACACCGAGGCCGCCAAGCAGGGCAGUAGCACCCCCAACAAGCUCUCACCCAUCGUUCAAUCAUACUUGCACACCAAGAAGAAGCUGUCCAAGGAGUCGCUCAGCUCAGAGAUGAUCACCUACCUCUAUCCAAUGUUCAAGGUGCUGGGUGAGCAGUUUGAGUCAUGGUUGGCCGCCAUCGCCGAGAACAAGGCACAGGCCCUGACACAGCUACCAGUCGCCCAGCUAGACCAACUCACAAGACUCAAGAACAACUUCUGGCGCAGUCUCAAUGUGGUCCAGCCAUUCCAGAUUGGCGAGUUUGUCAUUCGCUGGCGCUGGAUCAUCAAGGAGGUCAAGACAAUCGUGCAGGCACACGCUGCCCUCUUUGUCCUGUCGAGUGGCACCGCCACCGUGUUUGAGCGCAUCAACACAUACCUCAGCCAGACCACGCUGUUCAGCAACAACAAUCGUCUGUGGAAGCAAGCUGGCCACCCCAUCGUGAUGAAGACUGACGAGUUGGUACAACUUGAGGGCAAGUUCAUGCAGCUCUCACAGCUCAUCCGCUUCAAUCACAACAAUAUCCUCGAGUCACCAUUGCAGCUGCCAGUGUCCUACCUGGACAGCCAGUGGAAGCGCACCUUUGUUGAGGCCAUCAGCACUCUCCAUUGGAUCAACUACCAGUUCUACGACAAUGGCGCAACGACAAACGCCGUGCCACAAUCACAGCGAGCACUUGAGAAUGCCAAGUCGCUCAUUCCCUCGUUGGUGGAGGUGCAGCAGGCGCUCCAGACCAAGCUCGAUACGCUAAAGGCCGCCAACACACCGCCCAAGACAGAUGGCGACGACCAAGGCAGCGAGCCAGCUGUCAACAUCAACAUUCAGUUCGACAUGAGCACAUUGCGCGCUUCCAAGGCUGCCAUGUGGCCUUUGCUCCAGCACUACUCUCACACUUUUGAGAGUUCUCUGGUUGCUCAGCUCUCUCAUUUGUUGCUCGGCCAUAACCUGGACGUGAGCAAGGGUGUCGUGAUCAUUGGCGACCAACUCAUGCCCACCAUCAAUCAGCUAGCUAACAACCUCAAGCAAUACCUCGAGCUGUGCCUGACUGCCAACAGCCCCGUCCCACCCGCCAGUCUCGCCACCUAUCAGAAGCUGUCGUGGAUGCUCGAUGGCGUGCUCGAAGCAGCCAAGAAGAAGCAACCAUUCACCAUUGGCAUCAUUGAGCUGCAGAGCAUCUUCCACUCAGUGCUCUACAACUGGAAUGCAUCACAUUGGAACAACUCUUACAAUGAUCUGGCUUACUUGGAGCCAGUGUCACCGGAUGCCCCACCAGGUCACAUCACGCUGUCCAGUCGCUUCGACAGCAUCUCGCUGGGCGCUGGCCCUCCCCGCCUGUUCCAGAGCAUCCAGAGCGUCUUCUCGUUCUACUUGACGCACGAGUGGCACACUACCACGCUCGAGGACGUGCCCGCUAAGGUGCAGCAGCUGCAGUCGCUCAUCGACCAUCUGGCCAGCACUCGCAACUCCUCAAUGACCAUCGCACAGACAUUCAACAAUGAGUGGGCAGCCUUCCGAUCACUGCUGUUCAUCACAAUCGGUUGUUUCGUCAAAUGCUACGAUACUGAUAUGCAAUCAAUCAUACUCAAUCAAAUCAUGAUCCUGCAGUGUGGAGACCUCACCAUGACCACAGACCAGGCCAUCACCGUGAUCAAUCAGUUGGCAAACAAUGUGGUCACAUCAAACAACCCGCUGCUCAACAGCCACAUGACCAAGCUCAUUGUCCCAUGCCUGCAUACGCUCGCCAAGCGACACUCUUCCAGCAGCUCCAAGGCCGACAAUGGCGCGCUACUUGAUCAAAUGUUGCUCGGCAAGUUUGCCCUGUUGCUGUCAUGUUUCCGCGUUCUCUGGCUCCUGCCCGCACACCCAGUCGACCCCACCCAGAAGUACUCAGUCAUCCUGGACUACUCGCGCGAGCUCUCAUCACAGCUGGCCGACGAGAUCCACGUGCAUCGUGUGAUUGAGUCGCAGCACACUGGCAAGCAGACCAACUUGUUCAUCAACGAGCUCACCGCCAAGCAGGCUGUCAUUGAUCGCCAGCUUAGCAUCCAUCAGAAGAAGAUUACCCUGCGUCCAACCCCGCCCGCCUUUGACGAGUUGCAUCGCGACCUCACACAGUUCAUCACACAGUUCUCGCAGGUCGACAAGAUCAUCGACCUGGUGAGCCAGUUCGAGCUGGGCUCAUCCGACGCGCAGGUGCUCUACAGCACCGAGGCCAUGUGGCAGGAGAAGUCCGACAACUUUGUCUCAUCUCUCGAGAAGAAGUUCAUGUUGUACUACCGCGAUGUGGCUGUUCCCAUUGCCACAGGUGUCAUGCAGAUGAAGUAUGGUCUUAGACUGGUGUGUGACGCGUCCAAGCAGCUCCACAACAUGUCGGCCGGUUCCAACAUCGUGCCACAUCUUCAGCAGGUGUUGACAUCCGUGUGCAAGUUCCCACGUGUGUCCCUAGCCGCCGACGGACACCUCCUGGCCGACCCCAUGGAGAUGUGCAGUCUCCUCAUGGGCCGAGACACAUUUGACGGCAUUCGCACAGUGCUCCAAGCAGCCGCUGCCCAGAGUGCCACCGCACACCAUCGUUCGCGCUCCAACUACCGCGUUGUGGCCAUCCUGUUGCGUUCGGCUGUGUCCCAGCUAUUUGCCCAUGUGGCCAACACUCAAUGUUUGACACACGAUGUGCUCGACUCGCUUGACAUGAUCUUUAGGAUCUUCAUCCAAGAGUACAAGCUCCAGGAGGAAGAGCGCAGACGCGUCGAAGAGGAGGAGAGCCAGACCGUCAAGUUCAGAACCAAGUCGCACAAGAUGGAGACACUGGAGGAGCGCGAUGAGAAGGUGUUCCUCAGCUCAUUCCCCAACUUUUACAAGGAGUUCUCCGAUCUUGAGGACAUCCAGAUUGUCGCCGAGUAUGGCGACAUUGACCUCAACGCACCAUCAACAUCCGAGGACAAUGGCGACGACUCCAAGACAAACAACAACAACAACAAUCAAGAGGAUGACGAUGAAGACGAGGAGGAAGGACACGUGUUCAAUCAGGCCAUCAAGGACGAGGAGGUGCAACAGAUCUACCUGAUCCAUCGACAUUUGUUUGAACAACUUGAUGGAAUAUCGCUGCCCCGCGCGCCAUCAUCAACUUCCAGCUUCAACCUUGACGACACCGAUCGCACCCAACUGUUCACAUUGUUCCACGAGUGUGGCCAGUUGCUGCUCAACGUGCUUGAGCAACGUGCCCCCAGCAACUUUGACCAGCUGUCCAUCGGCGGCCAUCUGCUCUCGGCCCUGAUCGUUAAGGAGAAGUUGACCGAGUCGCCUCCAUCGAUGAUCACCUACACCAAGCUUGACAAGAAGUUCCGAUUCAUCAAGAUGGCUUCAUCGCUGACCACCCAUGGCACUGGCUCCGCUGGCUCCACUAGUUCAUCAUCAGUAUUUGCCACACAGAGGAACAGUCGCGUGUACAACAUCUACACUGACAGCAACAUCGCAGAGAUAUCGAUCAUUCGCGAACCAUUGCUGGCCAUGCAGACGCGUGUCAAGCAGCUGCUGGUCGAGUUUGAGGACCAUCCCAUUUUGACCCUGUUGAUCCGUCUCUCGGACCGCAUUCUCAAGUGCCCUUCCAGCGACCCCCUGAUCAAGAUAGUUACCGGCCUCGAGCUACUACUGCGCAAGGCUCAGGAAUGGGAGUCAUUCGCUCACAAGGGCAUCAUGUUGCGUGAGCCACAUCUCAACCAGAUUUCACGCAUCAUUACACGAUGGAGGAAGUUGGAGAUUGAGAGCUGGCCGACGGUGUUCCAGGCACAGGAGAAGGAGUUUGAGAUCAAGACGCUCAAGCAUUGGUUCAGCCUCUAUGAGAUUGUCAAUGAUGCGCCACAAGACCUGGCUGAUACCAUCGCCACCGAUGCGCACCUCGCUAAGAUCUUCACGACCGUCCAAGAGUACCUGUACACAGCGACCUUUGGAGACAUGCUCACGCGUCUGGGCACGCUCAGAUCGUUCGACCAUCAGCUGCUGGCCACGGUGCAGAUGAACACAGACGACUCGCCAUACGCCACAUUGCUCAUGUCCUACAAGACCAGGAUACACAACAUCAUCCACAACUUGUACAGCUACUUCUACAACUUCAUCCCGCAGUUGGAGACCAAGCUCACUCAGUUGGUCGCACCAAUUGAGGAGAAGGCCGUCGAGUUCAUUCGUCUCGCCCGUUGGGAGGACAACAAGCUGCUCACACAAUACGAGAGAUUGAAGCAGCACAUUGAGAAGUCGCACAGGACACUUGCCAAGCUCACCGUCAAGUACAAGAACGUCCUGGCGCAGCCAGUCUUCAAGAUCUUUGCUGAGAUGGAUAGCGAGCAACUGGACCUAGCGCAACUCCAACAGGCAGCUGCCCCCGCCACCAAGACCAAGAAGGCCGCUCCCAAGGGCGCACUCCUGGCCACGAGCCAGAUCAAGUCCAUUCAUGAUUGGAUCGCACUCAAGCCAGAGACAUUCGUGAGCGACAUCAAGCAGCUUAACAAGAUCAAGACACUCGCAAGCAUGGACAUUGGCGCCGACCUCCAAGAGCGCUUCAAGUUGACUCCCGCCCAUCAGGACCUUUACCAGAACAAGCUCAGCAUCCUGAACAAGAGGGUGAUCGACAUCUCCCAGAGCGAUAUCUUUGAGUGCCAGGCCUACGAGAUGGUGCACCUCGGCGUCGAGUCCCUCGACACCCUGGCCACAGACAUCAUCGAGCGCACCAACGAACUUGCCAAGGACGACAAGGUCAAGCGCAAGGAGAAGUCCCUUGCCCUGCACAAUCUGAUAACCCGACUCACCGACCUUGGACUCACCUACCGCGCCUCGCAGUACCCCCAGGAGCAACUACAUGUCAACUACCUCUUCAAUGUUGACACCAUGUCCAGCGAUGCCCUGCCAACAUUGGCCGCAUCGCAUACUGACAAUGGUCGCGUGCUCAUGGAGCAGGCCAACACAUACUACUACCGUAUUGCCGCGAGAAUCAAUCAACUCCGACUGCAGUCGCUAGAGUACAACCCCGAUCUGUCAGCGCGUGAAGUACAAAAGAUGAGCGGAUUCAUCGAGCACAUCUUGGCGCUGAUCAUCGGUCAGCGUAAUGAACUGAUUGACGCAGUGUCGCAAUGGACCACGCUCAGCACAUUCGUCCAGCUCUUCCGCUCGAGCGAUGACAUCUCACCCAACCAGCAGUUUGUCCACAAGUGGCUCCAGCUGCAGAGCUCCCAGUUCAAUCAGCUCGUCGACCUCAUGAGCGAGCUGACCCUGCUGGCAUCCAAGCUCGCCAAUCACAUUUUGCCACUGACCGAUAAGACCACACUGUUGGAGGUGCACUCCACUGUUUCCCUGCUCAAGCAGGCUGUUGACAGUGACCUAGCCAAUGGACGUGGACUCUACAAGUUCAUUGAUCACAGUCUACCAAUAUGCACUCAGCCCACCCAAGUACGUCUCCAGGACAACAUGGACCAACUCCAAGUCCAGAUCACCAAGCUGGCCGCACUCCAACAGUCCCAGACCACCGGCAGCAGCAGCAUUGUCGAGGCAUCAAUCAACACAUUCAUUCAAUCCUCUCAACAAUUGAUUCAGAGAUGGAAUGAGGAAUCAGGACAAGAGGCACAGGCACAGGAACAACGCGUGCGUGAUCCAGAGGCAAUUGAGCAGUUCACAACAGUGUUUGAUACAAUCAUCAAGCAUAUCCUACUCUCGAUCCAGAACAAGAAGCAAUUGUCCAACACUAUCCAGUCACAACAAAAGGUAGAUGGACAGCCAGAUACCGAGGCAGAUGAUACCCCAAUAGAGUAUGAUGUCCAUGAUGGCCAUGUUGCCAAAUUGAACCAACUACUCUCCAAGCAUCUGUCCAUGCUUCACCUCGACACGAUGAACCAAGAGCUUAAGAAGCUCCAUCAACUACUUGUCAAGGACAACUUCACAUCCGACGAGCUCAGAGUCAUUAGGAUGAUGAUGGCCAGCAUGCAGCCAAUGAUGGAUCAGUACGUGGCCUUGGCUAAUCAUGCAGUGUUGGACAUCUUGGCUCUGCAUAAGACUCUGUCCAAGCUCGAGUAUAUCAUGUCUGGUGUGUUCAGCCAGCUCUUUACAAAGGGCUUCUGCAAGAAGGAGGAACAGAACACAGAGGCUGGCGGAGAAGGCACCAACAACUUUGAGGACGACGUCGAGGGCACUGGCAUGGGCGAGGGCGAGGGCAAGAAGGACGUAUCUGACGAGAUCCAAGACAAGGAGCAGUUGGCCGGCACAAAGGACGAGAAGAAGGAGGAGAAGGACGACGACGAGGAGGAUGAGGAGCCCGAGGAGAAGGACAAGGAUGAGGGCUUCGACAUGGAGGACGACUUUGAAGGCGACAUGCACGACAUCAAGAAGGAUCAGAAGGAUGACGACAGCAAGGAGAACGAAGACGAUGAAGAGGAGCUUGACAAGGAGAUGGGCGAUCUCGAGAAGCCCGAGGACAACGUCGUCGACGAGAAGCUGUGGGGCGAGGAGGACGUCCAGGACGAGGAGGAACAGAAGGAGGAUGGCCAAGGCGACGAGACAAACUCGGACGAGAUGAUGGCCAAGGAUGAGAAGGAGGACAAGAAGAAGGAUCAAAAGAAGGAUGAAAAGCAGAAGAAGGAGGAGAAGAAGAAGGAGGAGGAGAAGGAGAAGAACCAGGAGAAGGGUGAGGAUCAGGACGACCAGGAGGAUGAUGAAGGUGAAGGAGACGAGGAGGACUUUGAGGGCCAGGACGAGGACAAUGUCACAAACGAGGAGAAUCCAGAGGAGGAGGAGAAUCACAUGGACCCGAGGAAGGAGGACCAGUUCGAGUUGCCCGAGGAGAUGGACUUUGGCGAGAAUGAUGAGGGCGAUGACGCACCCCCUGAAGAGGAGGACAAGCCCGAGGACCCAUUGGACCUUGACAUGGACAACCAGCAACAGAUGAGCGACGGCGAAGAUGAAGAGAAGGAGGGCGACGAGGAGGAGGGCAGUGACAAGGACGACAAGGAGAAUGGCGACGACGAGGAGGAACAACAAGACCUCGACUCAGACAUCAACGAUAACUCAGAGUCCACACAUGUCGAGCCCGAAGCCGAUCAGGACGAGGAGAAGGAAGACGACGACAAGGAGGGAACUUCGCUCACGACCGACCAACAAGACCAACAGGACCAGAAGGAUUCAGAGCAGCCACUCGGUGUUAAGGACAAGACAGGUGUCAAGUCCAGCUCGGCCAACACAACGACGAGAUGGACGACGAGGAGGACAAGGAUGAGGACGCAGGCGAUGACAAUGGCACAGCCAUGCCAACGCCAUCCAACGACGCCAACGACUCCAGUCUGA
This is a messenger RNA of Acytostelium subglobosum LB1, 8943 nucleotides long. RefSeq lists its product as hypothetical. The record is from RefSeq and is a predicted model, not a curated record. Gene Ontology annotation, cellular component: preribosome, large subunit precursor. Gene Ontology annotation, biological process: rRNA processing; ribosomal large subunit assembly. Bases 1 to 8943 code for a protein of 2980 amino acids. Gene Ontology annotation, molecular function: ATP binding; ATP hydrolysis activity. Lineage: Eukaryota; Evosea; Eumycetozoa; Acytosteliales; Acytosteliaceae. The transcript is spliced from 3 exons.